Messenger RNA from Desarmillaria tabescens, 1188 nucleotides. RefSeq lists its product as uncharacterized. Gene Ontology annotation, molecular function: voltage-gated potassium channel activity. The transcript is spliced from 4 exons. Gene Ontology annotation, cellular component: membrane. Bases 421 to 1188 code for a protein of 255 amino acids. Gene Ontology annotation, biological process: potassium ion transmembrane transport. Lineage: Eukaryota; Fungi; Basidiomycota; Agaricomycetes; Agaricales; Physalacriaceae. The record is from RefSeq and is a predicted model, not a curated record.
GGGGGACGUCUGGCAACAUACCACCUCCACGUCUACUCAUUUUCUUCCUGUUACCCUGCUCAUGCUUUCCCUUUCUUGACGUAUCGCACAAAAAAACCCGCUGGAUAUCCUGAAACUUCGUUGGACGCAAAUAAGAUACCUCUCUCCUGUGCAAAAUGUCAAACAUCGAGCUGAACCGACUACGGUCAAGUCCCCACCCAGACUCUCGUUUCCUGACCGAAGAGCCGCAGGACAUACAUGAUAUAUUCAUCCACUCCAACGCGUCCUAUCUACCCGACGGCCGACCCGGACAACAUCCGUCCACCAUGGAAGCGUGACCUGCACGCCCUGCUCGAACAGCCGAACAUCGUCAGCGGGGGCAUUUCCUCAUACAUGUCCUCAUGACAUUCCUGAUCGUUCUGUCCUGCCAUCGUAACGGUGAUGGAAACCGUCCCAGCGUUUCACUCGAUAUCAACACGGGUCUGGUUUGGCUUUGAGACAAGUUUGGUAGCAUUGUUUACGGUGGAAUAUGUUGCGCGGUGUAUAGCAUGGAGUGGUUCAUGGAUGAGUUUGCUGAGGUGGAUGGUAUCUUUCUACGGGAUAAUAGACUUAUUGUCAGUGUUGCCUUAUUAUAUAGAGAUUAUCCUACAGCAAGACACAUGCUGUACUGAUACCAUCAAAGGAUACUUUAUCGAACGUGGCACCUGGGAUACCACACUAGAGACAUUUGUCAACUCUGACGGUGACCCAACGCAGUUCGCAUCUAUACCUGCUGCAGCCUGGUUUGUCAUCGUCACAAUAUCCACUGUCGGAUACGGCGAGAUUACCCCUCGCUCUUUCCUCGGUCGCCUCGUCACAUUGCCUUUACUCGUCUUUGGCUUGCUCCUCAUCGCUCUCCCCAGCUUUGUUCUGGGACGGGAAUUCAGUAUCGUCUGGGAAAAGAUGACUGAGAACCAGCGUCAGCCAAUUGACGAGCUUGAUAUCGUUGACUCGCCCACGCUGACGAGACCGCUGUUCAGUACAAGUAGUGCAUCGAGCGCAAGUGGCAGUUCAAAGAAAAAAGAUCUGUCAAACAGGAAGCUCGCGCAAAAUCAGACGGAGUUGAGCAGGCAGAUCGAGCAGCUGAGUGCGACCGUAGAGGCGCAGGGUGCGAUGAUUCAGCGGUUAUUGCAGGUGAUGGACAAGGGCAAGCAAAGGGAGCAGCGAUAA